AUGAAAAAACUUCAAGAGAUAUGGGAGAAUCUACAAUUAAAUGAGGAUGAAUGGGUGGCCAUAGAUAUCGAGGGAGAUGGGAUCAUUGAGGUCCUCAAAAGGGGUGAUCGAAGUUUAAUUGGGAAGAUCUGGUCUGAGAGACAGAUUGGGAAAGCUGUUGUUGAAUCAACUAUCACUGAGAUGGGGCAAAACAUUUUUAUUAUCACUUUUGCUACCCACGCAGAUAAACAUCGGGUGGAAAAUGAGAGGCCUUGGCUCUUUGAUGGUAAUUUGUUCGUGAUGAAGGAAUUUGAUGGGUUUACUACUCUCGAGAAUGUGUCUUUUGAUAUGGCAGCCAUGUGGGUUCAGUUUCAUAACUUGCCUCUCGUUUGGAUGUCAGGAACAAAACUGGAGAGUUUGCUUGGAGUAGCAGAGGACGUGGAAGUUGAUGAUGAUGAUGAUGUGGGGUGGGAUAUCUCUUUGCGGGUGAAAAUCUUGUUAGAUUUGAGGAAACCACUGGCGAGGGGAAGAAUUGUGAUGCUGCGAGGAUUGAAGACCUGGGUUCCCAUACAGUAUGAAAAACUUCCAAGGUUUUGUUUGCAAUGUGGUUGUGUUAUUCAUGAGAAAUCUAGAUGUCCCAAUUUCACGUCUGUGAUGGUGGACAACAAGCAAUUUGGUAGUUAG
Carya illinoinensis is the source of this 663-nucleotide messenger RNA. RefSeq lists its product as uncharacterized. The coding region runs from base 1 to 663 and encodes 220 amino acids. Lineage: Eukaryota; Viridiplantae; Streptophyta; Magnoliopsida; Fagales; Juglandaceae. The record is from RefSeq and is a predicted model, not a curated record. The transcript has a single exon.